This is a messenger RNA of Lotus japonicus, 1043 nucleotides long. Its product is annotated as beta-glucuronosyltransferase GlcAT14A-like. The transcript has 3 exons. The annotation marks the transcript as partial. The record is from RefSeq and is a predicted model, not a curated record. Gene Ontology annotation, molecular function: glucuronosyltransferase activity. NCBI's taxonomy places the organism in Eukaryota, Viridiplantae, Streptophyta, Magnoliopsida, Fabales, Fabaceae. Gene Ontology annotation, cellular component: membrane.
CUACCACUAGCUCUAGCUGCUACUUUGUGGCCAUAUUCAAUUAGUCCUAGAUCAUUUAUUUAUGUACUCAUCUGCCCAUGCAGGAGUGAUAGGUUCCAACCUAUUGUAGUUGAUCCAGGGCUAUAUUUAGCUAGGAGAAGCCAAAUUUUUCAAGCUACAGAGAAGAGGGCAACACCUGAUGCAUUCAAACUCUUCACAGGUUCACCAUGGGUCAUCUUGAGCAGACCCUUUCUGGAGUUCUGCAUUUUUGGUUGGGAUAAUUUGCCUCGAACACUGCUGAUGUAUUUUACAAAUGUGAAGUUAUCCCAGGAAGGGUACUUUCACUCAGUCAUUUGCAAUGCACCAGAAUUCAAGAACACAACAGUAAAUGGCGACUUACGAUACAUGAUAUGGGACAAUCCUCCAAAGAUGGAACCGCUCUUCCUGAACGCCUCUGUUUAUGAUCAGAUGGUGGAAAGUGGAGCCGCUUUUGCAAGACAGUUCCAAGUUGAUAACCCUGUGCUGGACAUGAUUGAUGAAAAGAUCCUCCGUCGCGGUCGCCAUCAAGCUGCCCCCGGGGCAUGGUGCACCGGGAGGAGGAGCUGGUGGGUGGAUCCAUGCUCCCAGUGGGGUGAUGUCAAUAUCCUGAAGCCUGGUCCUCAGGCUAAGAAGCUUGAGGGGUCUGUUUCAAGCCUCCUUGAUGACUUGGGCUCACAGACCAAUCAGUGCCAGUGAACAGACACAUCAAUAGAAACAGUUUAGGAAGCUGUGUAGUUUUUUGUACUGUGAUUCAUCAAUCAGUAGAAGUUACCAUUUACUGAAGAACAAAUUCUUUGGCCACCAAAGUUUAAUAUCAAUCUGGGAAGGAGGGUCUCCUGUCAUAGCUAGCAGUGUUUGCAGGUGAGUGUGCAUACUGCAUAGCAAAACUUCUGAGUUGGAGUGGAGAAGGGAAUAAUGUAUGAGCUUUGGGGCUGUAUAGUUUUGGAGGCUUAAUAUUUAUGGUUGAUCCUCCAAUACCUUUAAUAGUAGAGGCUAGGAGGAUAUUCCUCCUGGUUCCAUUUUCA